GCUGAAGAGAAAAAACUGGCAUUUGCUAACACGAACAACCACAACCAACCGAACCAACUAUAACCAACAGCUAGUCCUCACAAUGAAUGGUGUAUAUGGUAUUCCCAGAGCCACUAAGCAAGAGCCUGUCUCGCGAUUCCAGAAGUUCAAAGAGUCGCCAGCGUAUCCUGUGGUGUUGAAUGUUUCUCUCUUUGCUGCUGGUGUCUGGUUCAUCCAGUCUGAGAUAAUGGACUUGAUGGUUCCUCAGUAAGUAUUGGGCUGAUUGCCUCACUGUAAAUAACUAUGUACUCUCUCCUAUAUAAUCGUCUAAUGAAGUAGCUUAACAUCAGUUUGUCCAGUCUUAGCGUAGUAGUAGCUUGUUUCAACCUCCCAUCAGAGCAAAACUUUCUUCUCUCCUCUCCUUUUGCUUUCCUUUAGAAGCACAACAGCUCGAAUCCACCAAUCUCCAGUGCUGCUGCAAUUUGUUGAGAAUCUGCUCAACAAACACUGAGAGAAUAGCCACUUAGAGGAAUACGAAACGAGUGCUACGUUAGUG
This is a messenger RNA of Ascoidea rubescens DSM 1968, 535 nucleotides long. It is a transcript of the gene TOM6, whose product is annotated as Tom6p. Gene Ontology annotation, cellular component: mitochondrial outer membrane translocase complex. Gene Ontology annotation, biological process: protein import into mitochondrial matrix. The transcript is spliced from 2 exons. The record is from RefSeq and is a predicted model, not a curated record. Bases 83 to 250 code for a protein of 55 amino acids. Lineage: Eukaryota; Fungi; Ascomycota; Saccharomycetes; Ascoideales; Ascoideaceae.